GUAACGGGGAUGCAAACUUCAGCCUGUUUACAGACAACUCUAGGUCAAACCGAGAAGUUUAGCUAGAAAGUAUUUCGACACACGUCACUGACGAUGACGAGUCGAAAAGUUAAUUGUAACAUUUCAUUUCCUUAAUGAACACUGAAGGAAACAGUGGACGGGUUUUUGAUUUGACCUAGAUUUGUUUUGUUCGCAGCGCGUGCCCACAGGUUAGUUAAUCCGAGGAGAUAACUAGUUUAAUCCGAGUUUGAUAAUCCCGUCACUCUUCCAUUCGGCACACGGUUAAAGAGAGCCGAGGAGGAGUGUCCUACACCAACAAGAUAAAGUCCUCUAGGUUUCGCUCAACAAGUACCCACAACUCACAAGUUUGGAAACAGCUAGUAUGACUUUUCUCACACCGAGUAAAAACUUAAUUUAACGUCAAAUCACUUUUAUUGCGGCUCAAAGAAUGCGAACUAAAGUUGAAGUCGUAAAACGGAAACGUGCCGAGGCUGGUGAGAGGAAGAGGGUCACUGCUGCAGCGGGUGCCAGCGGAGUGCAGGAGCUCCUCAGGGCAUGAAACUCCAACACAAGUCUGCAACGAGGAAGGAAGCGACACGAUGGCACUCUGCGGAAGAAGGAACCGACCCAAGUUACUUUUCUUCAUCUUUGGUGCCACUUUUGUGGGGUAUCUAAUAUUUUUUAGACACAACUCCGGGGACGUGAGCGCGACAAAUCGACGAGAGGCCCCCGGAGAGCGAGAGGUGGCAAAUGAAGACCUAAAGAAGCCCGUCUGCGAGAGGCCCCCCUUGGAUUUAAAUGCCUUGGGUGAAAUGGGGAGAGCCGUCAAGCUGAAUCUGAACGCAGAGGAGAAAAGAAAAGAGGAGGAAAGCUUAAAAAAGCACCAGAUUAACAUUUAUGUCAGUGAUAAAGUGUCGCUACACCGCAGGCUGCCAGAGAGAUGGAACCCCCUCUGCAGAGAGCUGAAGUAUGACUACCGGUCCCUGCCAACAACCUCUGUGGUCAUCGCCUUCUACAACGAGGCCUGGUCCACGCUGUUGAGGACAGUCCACAGCGUGCUGGAGACGUCGCCCGACAUCCUGCUAAAAGAGGUGGUGCUGGUGGACGACUAUAGCGAUAGAGAUCAUCUGAAGGAGCCAUUGGAGAGGCACAUAGCAGGUUUGAGGAAGGUGCGUCUGAUCCGGGCCACCAAGAGGGAAGGGUUGGUGCGAGCCCGUUUGCUCGGGGCGUCCAUUACCACAGGCGACGUGCUGACCUUCCUGGACUGUCACUGCGAGUGUCACGACGGCUGGUUAGAGCCCCUGCUCCACAGGAUCAAAGAGGAGCCUUCGGCUGUGGUGUGUCCUGUCAUUGAUGUGAUUGACUGGAACACCUUCCAGUACUUGGGGAACUCUGGGGAACCCCAGAUCGGGGGGUUUGAUUGGCGGUUGGUCUUUACCUGGCACACUGUUCCAGAUUAUGAACAGAAACGCAGACGAUCGGCCAUUGAUGUCAUCAGGUCUCCUACAAUGGCAGGCGGUCUGUUUGCUGUGAGCAAGAACUACUUCCAUUACCUGGGGACAUACGACACGGGGAUGGAGGUGUGGGGAGGAGAGAACCUGGAAUUCUCCUUCAGGAUUUGGCAGUGUGGGGGCAGCCUGGAGAUCCACCCCUGCUCCCAUGUGGGGCAUGUGUUCCCUAAAAAGGCCCCUUACUCGCGGAGCAAAGCUCUGGCAAACAGCGUGAGAGCUGCUGAGGUCUGGAUGGAUGAAUACAAAGACGUCUACUACCAUCGAAACCCCCACGCACGACUGGAGGCCUUUGGAGACGUGAGCGAGCGGAGGAACCUGAGAACAAAGCUCGGCUGUAAGAACUUCAGGUGGUAUCUGGAUAAUAUUUACCCUGAUAUUCACGUCCCAGAGGAUCAGCCAGGCAUGUUUGGAAUGCUGAAGAACCGAGGCAAGACCAACUACUGCUUUGACUACAACCCUGUAGACGAACACGUCGUGGUGGGCCAAAGGGUCAUCCUCUACCCAUGUCACGGCAUGGGUCAGAACCAGUUUUUUGAAUACUCUUCGGAUGGCGAGAUCCGAUACAACACUAGGGAACCUGCUGGCUGCGUCGUAGGCGACAACAUCAGCACCUACCUGACUCUCCAGCUGUGUCGGAAACGAGGGCAGUCUGUACCUGUAGACCAGAAAUUUAUCCUCAGAAAGGACGGGAGCCUGUAUCACGCGGUGAGCCAGAAGUGCGUUCAGGCGGUAGACAAGACAGACAACGGGACGCCAGCCCCCUCACUCCAACCGUGCUCUGACAGCCUCCACCAAAAGUGGUUCUUUGAGGAGAGAAUUUAAUGAGUCUGAUUGAUGUUGCUCCACUGGGAUUUCUUCAUACUUUAUUUUCUUUCCCCGUCGGAUGCAAUGUUGAAACUUGUCUAAGCGCAAAUCAUAUUUGGCAGAAAUUAUGUACUCUGCUAAAGAGAAUGCCAGAGUCACAUUGAUUCACACUCCGGCAGACUGUGAUUUUUCACAGCCUCCCCCAACAUAGCCUACAUUGACAGAAUACCUCUUUAAUGUGUUCCUACGAGAUAAAAUGCUUCCACAGGCGAUUAACCAUUCCACCCCACUCCCAUUCAUUUCCCUUCAUCAGAUUACUUGAUUGCUUGCUAAAUGGACUGCCUCUCCCCCAAGGGAAAUCUACUGUAUGUAUUUCCUUUGGACAAAAUGAGACAUGGUUGAUUUAUUUUUCCUAGCACACUGUGUUUUUAAGACAUUCGAUCAGCUUUACUUCAGUUCAGUCAAGCGUACCUCAGGUUUUGAGAUGUUAUUAAUCUUUUCUAACACAUAUUUUAUAUUCAGGUCUAUAUAGUGGCCCAGAGCUGUUUUCGUGACUAGAUCGAGACUAGUGA
Centropristis striata (black sea bass) is the source of this 2887-nucleotide messenger RNA. It is a transcript of the gene galnt12, whose product is annotated as UDP-N-acetyl-alpha-D-galactosamine:polypeptide N-acetylgalactosaminyltransferase 12. Gene Ontology annotation, cellular component: Golgi apparatus. The coding region runs from base 600 to 2333 and encodes 577 amino acids. Lineage: Eukaryota; Metazoa; Chordata; Actinopteri; Perciformes; Serranidae. The record is from RefSeq and is a predicted model, not a curated record. The transcript has 11 exons.